This is a messenger RNA of Cylindrotheca closterium, 746 nucleotides long. The record is from the annotation of a GenBank genome assembly. Lineage: Eukaryota; Bacillariophyta; Bacillariophyceae; Bacillariales; Bacillariaceae.
GUCUGCGUACCAACGACAACAACGUUGUUACGGAGUUUGAUGUCGCCACCCAAUAUGGGCGGCCCUUGUUUGGACGAUUGCAACUGAACGGAAAGUUGAAGGAUGCACUUGGAAAUAUCUUGCUCCGAAUGAGAGGUGCGGGCCAGGAGCUCUCGCUGCAGAAGUAUUAUUCGCUCUUGGCGACGCGGCUUCAAAUGGGUCAAGUGUCGUUUGAUUUUGCAUCAGAACUAGUGGCUUCGGGAUACGCACACCUGACUCACUAUUCACCAGAACAGACUGCAGUGGCCGAGAUUGCGUUUCUUCCUGAUCCAGUUUGCGCAUGGCUUGCAAUGACACAGAUGAUUGAGGACUGUAACCUGUAUGAGAACGUUGAUGGUAUCUCGCUGGGGUGUGGCAAACCCCCAUCUGUCUGGUCAGAAAAGGCCAUCAAGAUAUACUCUUCUGCAUUGUGCCGCCCCGAAAAGGGAGACGUCGAGGACUGGAUUGCAUUAAUGCAAAAAGGCAAAUAUAAAACUGCUGUCAAGACUGCUGUCAAGACUGUGGAACCAAAGGCAAGUGUCAAUUUCAUCCAAGUUUGUCGGAACUAUUUACGUUACAGUUUGAGAGAAAUUCAGGAUAGCGGACUUCUCAAGCAUUGGUAUCUUGCUGGACGAGCAUCGUAUGUGUACGCUUCCUGCCAUGCGUACGACAUAUUGGUGCCAUUGCAGUACACUGUAAAUGGGGCUUUGCAUUACUGUCCCAUGUUG